AUGGAAAAUCUGUCCAAAUCCAGACUUCCACAGUUUACGCAAGAAGAAAUCGAAUAUAUUAAUGGGACCUACGAUUUUCUGGGAGUUAAUCAUUAUUAUACAUCAAUUGUCAAAGAUACUAUAGAAGCUGCAGAAAGUGUUAUUAGUUACAAUGCGGACGUCAGGACUGAAGUUACUCUUGAUGCCGCGAUUCCGCAAGGGAUUUACAAUGUUUUAAAAUGGUUCGAAGAACAAUAUGGUCCAAACGAUGUUAUAAUGACUGAAAUAGGAUUUGGAUUACUUGACUCUGACAACAAUAUAAACGAUACUGUGCGAUCCGACUAUUAUGCAGAUUUCCUGUGCAAAAUCUUCGACGCUAUCGAUAACGGUGUUUCAGUUGAUGCAAUUAUAUUUUGGAGUUUAUUGGAUAGUAUCGAAUGGUCUUCAAGUGAUAAAAUUCGUUAUGGAUUAUUCUACGUUAAUUUCGAUGAUCCUGCUCGAGUUCGAAUACCUAAAGAAUCCUCCAAAUUUAUUCGUGAGUUAAUGGAAAAAAGAGAACUACAAUGUGGAAAAGCAAGAAGAGAUUGGCUUGAUGUACCGAUAGCAUCAUCUACUCAUCAUAAAAUAAAACAUUGA
Messenger RNA from Diorhabda carinulata, 615 nucleotides. RefSeq lists its product as uncharacterized. The transcript is spliced from 4 exons. Lineage: Eukaryota; Metazoa; Arthropoda; Insecta; Coleoptera; Chrysomelidae. Bases 1 to 615 code for a protein of 204 amino acids. Gene Ontology annotation, biological process: carbohydrate metabolic process. The record is from RefSeq and is a predicted model, not a curated record. Gene Ontology annotation, molecular function: beta-glucosidase activity.